UCCCGCGUGUUCACCUGGCAAGCCUGACGUUGCUGCAAGACGUGCGCAGCUGUAGUGCAGUGAUACGAAAGACCACAUGGUCGCUGUGUGCUCCGGUAACGAAGUACUGCUUUAGCAUGAAGAACGACUCCAUCUUCCUUAACGUAGUAUCUACUGUUGUUUGCACAGUGUGGAGUGUAGUGGCGUCCCAAGACUGCAACAAGACUGAAGAGCUGAUAAAAUGCGUGAACCCGAUUCGAGUUCUUACAGAUGAUAACGAGUUUGGAUUCUCCAUGAAUAAGGAAGAACUGGACAGGCUAUGCCCGGAUCUGAACCGAGGAAUCCGUUGCAUCGACAGCUUCACUCGGCGGUGCAUGACGGAGGAGAAACGGAACCACUUCAACCGGCUGUACGACGGCACGACGCAAGUCAUCAAGAAGCUGUGUAAUCCGGGCCCCUACCAGGAAGAGUUCCUGAUUCACGCACCGUGCAUGCGUGAAGUGAGUACAGAGUAUGAGGACUGCGUGCAUAAGUACCAGCAGAAGAUUGGAGAGGUUCACGCGCGCGUAAACGAACAGCGCAAGAGAUCGAACAACGAGACUGCGUCCGAGGCUGUGGGACGAGAUGAAGAGCUGAGAACAGUGUGCUGUUCUUUCCGGGACUACUUGGUGUGUUCGCAAAGGAUCGUGAUGAAGAAGUGUGGGGAGGAGACUGCCAAGUUUACAGAGGAUUUCCUAAAUCAGAUGUCGUUUUCCUUAAUCCAGGCUCAUUGCGAGAAUUACCCUCACGGCUCUGACCAGUGUGAAUAUUCUGCCAGCAGUCACACCUGCCCGCAGUUUCUGCUCGUCUGCGUCUUUGUGAUAUCUUCUUAUUUCUAUCGCCGCACUUGAGUCACGGCUCCUCUGAACUCUCAAGUCUUUGUAAGUCUUUAGAAAGAAAGCAGGAGACGACAGAAGGAGAAAACAAAAAUACAGCUCACAUAUAACGAAGAUACGCGAAAAUAGGAACGGCCCAUUCGAUACACGUUUCAGCGGAAAUGUUACAACCACCCACACUGAUGCAUAAGCCGUACUUCCACGCAUGCGCCGUUUCUUGCACCAACAUACGUUUAUGGCAGUAACUGGAUUUCUGGUAUGUGAAACCGAGAAUUGUAAUUGUUUUCUGUUGGUUUUGAUCCAGUAUUAUUUACUUGCCUGUACACACAUCUGUGAGCUGCAGAACUGGUUCAGCAUGCGUCCCCGAGGAUGAACUGAGUAUGCAGCAUCCAGCCAGCUCUACCGGAUCAAGGUUUUAAUCGAGUCUCGUUCGUUGCGAUAAAAUUGUGGCCAUUUCUACGCAAUUAUAUUCUGCAAAUAUUAAAAAAAGGCUUUGCAUACAGAAGACUCGCUCGCGGAAAAAGAACUGCUAGUCAGAAUUAUUUUUUUUUCUUCAGUUUCCGGCUUGUGUUAACGAUUUUCAAACCUCGUUGAUCGUUAGUUCAAUUCUCUUCGGUAGGGCAAGUGCAAACUCUGUGGGCUAUCAUUCGUUAAUGUAAGCAAAUUAAUGAAUUUGUAAUUUUGAUUUGGACGGUGCUUCGUAUAUUUAAAUUUAGUAAAGAAUAUUCUCGUUAAAUUUCCGAAGCAAGAAAUUAAAUAUUUAUAACCUGAAAAUGAGUUCAUUGUAACUCUUAAUACAGAGGGAGACGUCCAUAUGCGUGUCUUACGAUUUCACGAUUGCUCAUUGAAAGCCGACGAUAUGAAAACUAGUUACCAGAAAGGGGAUGCGACUCACAUAUCUAAAAGAGUAUUUUCUGCGUGUUUAACUUUUAAAUUUAAAUAUAUGAUUAUUUUGUUUGCCUUAGACGUAGCUAUAAAUAUGUAAAUACUAAAAGUUACAAAUUUGCAUUUUAUAAGAUGAAAUUUUAUCGUGUAAGCGUUUAAAAGUAAUUUGACUGUAAGACUUGACACACUCUUUUCAGUGUCUCUCAUACAACUGCGUUACAAUUGGCAGAGAUACGGAAGUACCGAGAAACCAAAAUGCAUUUCGUUGUAUCCAUUUCCGCUCCACGACGACACGACAUAUUGUAAAUUGCACCUGGGCGAAUGCGUGAUAUUUGCGCCUCGUCGUGAAGUGCUUGCUUAUCCUUGUUCGCACGGAAGAGACAUUUGUAAACACCCUCAAUAUUACAUUACAGUCUUGUUACUUAGCGAUGAUGGGAUGCAUCGUUAUUAAACUCUACGUGGUUUGUCAGUAAAGUUCGCGAACUUAUCGUGGUGGAAGUACUACAUAACCAGUUC
Molecule: messenger RNA, 2255 nt
Organism: Cryptotermes secundus
Lineage: Eukaryota; Metazoa; Arthropoda; Insecta; Blattodea; Kalotermitidae
Exons: 6
Coding region: 117-869 (250 amino acids)
Source: RefSeq, a predicted model, not a curated record